AUGGCUGAAAAGGAGCAACAAUCGCCACUUCCACUAGCACCGGCCCGCUACGGCCUUUCCCGGAGCGACGCCGAGGCCGCUGCCAACCCAGCCGAGCAGAGAAGAAUAAACAUAAACAAACGUAGAAAAUGCUUGCUCUUCGUUUUCCUCUUCGCAGUUCUCCAAACCGGAAUCAUACUCCUCUUCACUUUCACCGUGAUGAGGAUCAGAACUCCGAAAUUCCGCGUGCUUACCGCCACGCUGGAGUUGUCCAACUCCAGCGUGGCGCUGCCAGGAAACGGCUCGCUGAGGGUGGCAAUGACCGCGGAGCUCGGCGUCAAGAACUCCAAUUUCGGCCGUUUCAGGUACGGAAGAACGGCCUUGUAUUUCUUCUACAACGGCGCGCAGGUGGGGGAGGCGGCGGCGGGGGGCGGCCGCGCGAACUGGCGGUCGACUGAGAGGCUGAAGGUGAAGGUGGAUUUGAAUGUGGCUGAUUCGGCGCAGCUUGAGCGUGAUUUGACGGCUGGAGUGGUGGCGCUGACGAGCCGAGCCGAGAUGAGGGGUGAUGUGAGGCUGGCGAUGGUGUUUGAGAAGAAGAGGUCGGCUGAGAUGAAUUGUAGCAUGGAAAUUGUUACGGGAAAUCUAAAGCUUUGA
Molecule: messenger RNA, 633 nt
Organism: Salvia splendens (bonfire salvia)
Lineage: Eukaryota; Viridiplantae; Streptophyta; Magnoliopsida; Lamiales; Lamiaceae
Product: late embryogenesis abundant protein At1g64065
Exons: 2
Coding region: 1-633 (210 amino acids)
Biological process (GO): defense response to other organism
Source: RefSeq, a predicted model, not a curated record